UAUUAUUGGGGUAAAAGCAAGUGAUGGUCAACUGUUACUGAAAAACUGAAUGUCCUACCCACAAAUUUUACAGAAGGUAGUGUCGGUGCAAGAUAUAGUAGAUGCCAGUUAUUCAGUUCACACAUGCAGCUAACUAAAGGCCCAAAGGAAAGUGCAGAGAAGAAGCAAAGGGAUGGCUUCCACAUGCAAUGCUACAAGUCAGGUAGGCCAUCAACAAGACUUGAGUUAUGACAAUGUUCAGAGAGUUGUGUGUGUCCCUUCCACACCUAAUAAAAAUGUUACUAAUCCAACUAAGUCAGUUUCUCAUCUGCUAAACUAAAGGAAGACUAUCGGCAACUGAACAUGCUGGCCAGAUUUCCCCAUCACAAUCAGAAGUCUUGUCUGCCAAUAUAUCAUUGCACGAUAGCUAAGAAACUGACGCCCAUGAGUUGAACCCAGUUUGCAUGGGGUCCUCGUGCUGCUAAUCCACUAAGCAUGUCAGUGGCGGUUCCUGGUGAUGCACCCGGCACGCACCAAACAGUUGGCUCAAAUCAAUAUCCAAUCUCAAUAGCAUUGUCCCUGAUCUGCUUGCGACAUUGCACGUACCAGACUCAUGGCGCUGUCCCCUUACCAAAUACCAAUGAUGCUUGUCAGUGUCCUACUUCCCUUGGGGCUCUAGCUAUAAAAUCUUGAUUCAGUGUGGCCUCCAAACAGCAUCGCUUCACCACAAACAAAGCAUUGCAACUCAAGUAGAGUCCCCAGUUUCCACCUUUCGGAAGGACCGAACAUGGUCAGUGCCAAGAGAAUCGCUCAACUAGCAAAGAAGUGGCAAAGGGUAGCAUCCCUCAGGAGGAAGCAGCUUACCACGACGGCGACAAAAGAAGCCGAAUGUUGCUCAAUGGCAGUGGCAGGCAAAGGCUGCUGUGUCAUGUACACAGCUGACGGGAGGCGGUUUGAGGUGCCAUUGGCGUACCUUGGCACACUGAUCUUCAGAGAGCUCCUCCAUAUGUCUCAGGAGGAGUUUGGUUUUGUAAGCGGUGAUGGCAGAAUCACGUUGCCCUGUGAUGCCACGGUGAUGCAAUACAUUAUGUUCUUGCUUGGAAGAAAUGCUUCGGUGGAGAUUGAGAAGGCAUUCUUGAGCUCCAUGAUGAUGCCAUGCCACUACACAAGCUCUGUAGCACCAUCUCUGGGUGUUAACCAACAAAUGGCUGUUUGCAGCUCCUAAUUUUCAUCAGUUUAGUGCUUGACUGUAAAUUAGUUUGAUAUAGAUACAAGGACAAUGUAAACUGGGCACUCUCUUCAUAUUUCAAUUGGAGUCUUCGGCAUUCUUUC
Messenger RNA from Hordeum vulgare subsp. vulgare (domesticated barley), 1311 nucleotides. Its product is annotated as auxin-responsive protein SAUR36-like. NCBI's taxonomy places the organism in Eukaryota, Viridiplantae, Streptophyta, Magnoliopsida, Poales, Poaceae. The transcript has a single exon. Gene Ontology annotation, biological process: response to auxin. The record is from RefSeq and is a predicted model, not a curated record. The coding region runs from base 767 to 1204 and encodes 145 amino acids.